This is a messenger RNA of Gallus gallus (chicken), 6037 nucleotides long. It is a transcript of the gene RNF182, whose product is annotated as ring finger protein 182. The transcript is spliced from 2 exons. The coding region runs from base 542 to 1279 and encodes 245 amino acids. The record is from RefSeq and is a predicted model, not a curated record. Lineage: Eukaryota; Metazoa; Chordata; Aves; Galliformes; Phasianidae.
AGCUCAGCAGAAGCAGGAGCUGAGAUGGAUAAUGCAGCCUCUAAGCUGCAUCUUGCUUGUUGGGUUUCUCCUGUUUGGCAAACUUGAAAGAUCAAUUUUAUAUAAACCAGGGAAAAGAAGACAAUUGCCUCCACUUUGAGUGAUGAUGUAUCUGCUUUACUAUUAUUGAGGGAAUAAGAAUGUUUCAGGGAGAGAAAUCACGUGAAAAUAGAUUCAACAAACUGAUAUCACUGAGCCCUUAGUGGAUGAAGAAAGAAAGAAAGAAGACUGGAGGAAGAGGAACCGACUCAGCUUUUGCUUGUCACGCAAAGCAGGAAGAAGGACAUGCAGAUGGGCGUCUGGCUCAGAGGAGAUGCAGUACAGAAUCCCUGGCAGAAGCUCGAAAUGGAUGACUUCUGCUGAUGCUUUUUGACAGGUUCAUCUCCUCUUUUCCUGUUUGAGAUGGCUGAUACUAUCAUCAGGAAAAAUUUCUAGAAUAAGCCUGAGUGACGUCUCUUUCCUUUAAUUCCACCUUUUACACGUCUACAACCCAUCAGACAAAAUGAGCAGUCCACUACAAGAGGAGUCUCCAGAGCCCCAGAGCUCCGAUGAGCUUGAGUGCAAGAUCUGUUACAAUCGCUACAACCUGCGACAGAGAAAACCAAAAGUACUGGAGUGUUGUCACCGAGUAUGUGCCAAAUGCCUCUGCAAGAUCAUAGACUUCGGCGAUUCUCCUCAGGGAGUCAUAGUUUGCCCAUUUUGUAGGUUUGAAACAUGCCUGCCAGAUGAUGAGGUUAGUAGUCUUCCCGAUGACAAUAAUAUCAUUCUGAAUUUAGCUUGUGGGGGAAAGGGAAAGAAGUGCCUACCAGACAACCCAACGGAACUGCUGCUGACUCCCAAAAGGUUGGCGUCUCUGGUUAGCCCUUCUCACACCUCUUCAAAUUGCCUGGUUAUAACAAUCAUGGAAGUACAAAGAGAGAGUCCCCAGACUCUGAACUCGACGCCCGUGGUGGAAUUUUACAGGCCUACAAGUUUUGACUCUGUUGCAACUGUGUCCCACAACUGGACAGUGUGGAACUGCACAUCUUUGCUCUUCCAGACCUCAAUUCGGGUGCUAGUUUGGUUGCUAGGGUUGCUGUACUUCAGUUCCUUGCCUUUAGGGAUUUACUUACUGGUAUCUAAGAAAGUCACCCUUGGGGUUGUCUUUGUAAGCCUUGUUCCCUCGAGCCUUGUUAUUCUCAUGGUUUAUGGCUUUUGCCAGUGUGUUUGCCAUGAAUUUCUAGACUGCAUGUCUUCUUGACAACAAAUGCAGUGAAAUAAGGUACACUGCCACAUGUGUAGCAUAGUUGAUUUAGCCUGUCUUUGUAUUCUUAUUUAUUUUUAUUGUCCAUCCCACUGAGAGAAAGCAGUGACCCAUGUUAUACGGUUCUUUUAAAAAUUGGAUUAUUUAUUGUUUUCUCUUUAUUUUCUUUACCUUUUAGCUAAGUAAUGACUUAAAUUUUCCAUGUUCUUUUAAAGGGCUGGGUUGUAGAAAGGGGUAAUGGAAAACUGCCAAACUUGGUGUCUGCUGCUGUUAUUCAAAUAAGUAGCCCCUUGCUUUUGGUUGGCUCGAUCAUGCAAUUUGAGGCUGCAGGAUCUGCCCUAGGAGAAUUUAGUAUAACAGGCACCUUCCAGUUCAACGUGUAGCAUCUCUUAAUGCAGAGAAUCUCAUGCUCUGAGAUAUCUGUUAUUUCUGGUAGCAAAGGAAAUCACUUAGUUAAUAACAAGAAUAAGACAAGUUAAUGUUUGUUCUUUUCAGUUCUUGUUACAGCAAAAAUGUUUGUGGGGUACCCAGUGGUCACAGAUUUUUGGUGUUCUGCGGCAUGAGGAACAUUUCCUCAUGCUAACAACACAUCUCCAAAACACUUUCCCUAUGCAGAAGCCCACUUUGCUUGUCCAGUAGUUGCAGCUUCAUCUCCUGCGAUGGAUUACUUCCAGGGACCUGGCCACGUUUGUUCUCAUCUAGGUGCACUAAAUAAGUGUGUGUAACUCUUUGUUUCCUUUGAGAGUUCAGAGAUCUGCAAGCUUCUCCGGCUGUGUUCCAUAAUGUUUACCCUCAUUCCAAGUGUUUCCACCACCACACCACAGUUCCAACCUUUUAGUUCUUGUAACAAAUGCACACCUACGCUUAGGGUCGCUACACUGGAAAACUUCCCCUAUGUGACUUUAGUUGUAAUAAUAGAUCUUUUUGCCUGAUCAUUAGCACCUGGACCUUCACUGACUAAUGCACGUUUCAGAAAAGUUCUGAAAUGAUUGAUGUGUGGGGUUUUUCUGCUUUUUUUGGGUGGUUUUCUUUUUUCGAUCCCACAGAAUAAGCACUGUGAUAAUACUCUGGGAAGGAUUCUUUUUUGUGCAUCGUCCUUCAAUAUAUUUAAUACUCUGAACUCCCUCUGUCACCAUUGUGAGUCGAUGGCACCCCAGCUGUGGCAAUUAGUGCAACUUGACUAUGUUGAAUUCAGAGGAACUAGGGGUGAUUUACCAUUCCAUAAAUACAAUCAGGCCCUACAAGGUUUGCUUGUACAUCGUGUGGUUGAGGCUAAAUUUUCAUCUACUGGAAGAGCACGAAAAUAAGUCAUGUUUAAUAUUUGUGUGUAUAACUAAGUCUAGGCAAUGCCACAGCUGCAACCUGGCUUUCCUGAGCACAGCAGAGUGAAAAAUGAGAAGCAGCAGCUGAUCAGUGCUAGCACAGCUUUUGGAUCAGGCAUGAUAUCUAGUAACCUCAAGGCACGGUGUAAGAAGAAGAUGGGUUGGUUGAAGGAAGGCUGAGUAGAUGGCCUAACCAUAUGUUCUUAGGGCAAAAUGACUUUGGUAAGAGUGAAAAAAUGUUGAUGGGGAAAAGGAGAGCUUAAGUGGUUGUUGUGUCUAUCAAGAGGAUCUGAAUUCAAAUCAGUCCAAUUUUUGUUGCUGGUACAGAUAAUACCUACGGUUUCAUUCCUAUUGAAAUCAUAGGAGAAGUGUGAAAUGUGAAGGUCCCGCUUUUCUUGACACUCAAGUUUAUAAUAGUGCAUAUAUAUGUGUGUGUAUGUAUAUAUAGACACAUAUGUAAGAAGAAAACCUAUAGCAAAAUUAUAGUUUUCAAGUGUGUGGAGUUGCAGAGCUUUGUAUUGAAUGAUUAAAGGAAAUGUUUCAAACUUCUCUGUAAUCACUGGAUAACAAUUAGAACUAAAACAUUUUCAGAAUUCCUAGAAAUGACUAUUCCUAAGUAAUUGUUUUGAUGUUUGUGGUAAAGCAUAUAGAGUUAGAAGAGCUGUAUUCUCCAAUCCCCGUAUAUUGCAAGGUUUGACUCAUCUAUGAAUUCAUAAAUUUUCAAUCUCCCAACGAUAAUCAUGUCAAAAAAGCAAGAACGAUAGAAAUCUAUGUGAUUUAAUGGUACUUCAUAACUCUGGGAGAAGAUGUGUUUGUAGUGUUAGGGAUUUAUGUGUUUUAGGGUAUGUUCAAUUUGUCUGAAUAUAAUAUCUUUAAUAAAGGGCUGGCUAAUACAGGAUGUAGGUUUUGCAAAUGUGUGAUGUAUCUGUGUUCCUCCUGCACAACGUGUCUGCAAUGCUACCUGUUGUCUUCUCCUUAUUUUCUUCCCGGUUCAUUAUGAUCAUUUUAGCUCCAGAUCAGAUUUGUACUGUUUUACAACAGAGCCUCGUCUUGGCAGGAUUGCAUGGUACCAGUUACACAUCGCAGCACAAACAAAUACACUUGUUGUGUUAUACUUCACUAUUUUCUAAGGCUGCCACACAGUUAAAUUUACACUGUUAUUUUAGAUUCUGCUGCAAUACUAAUCCACUCAAAAAUGCGAGUGCAGAAAAACAUUGAUUGUGUAGCUGCUCUGCUGCUUAGCCAGAGCACAUUAUUACAGCUUUGCUCUCAUAAAAUUCCUGUGUGACUUAUAAUGUGGCCACUGAGAAUUGCCAGGGGGUCUCAAUCUCAGUUAUUUGUGGAAUUGAGGGGAGAAGAUAUUUACUGUGUGACUGAGGCUGGAAGAACUUCAGGUAGUACUCUGCCAUUCUUUUUAUUCUUCACCACCCUUAAGACUGAGAACUGAAAACUCAUGGCUCUCACACCCUCUGCAGUGGAAUAGUUCUGCUGAUCUGCGUAAAUGGGGCUAGAAUCAAGUCCUGCACACCCUCUGCCGGUGUUUCCCUCCCUUUCUAUGACUUCUUUUUUUGUCUCCUGUGGUCAUAAAAUACUACGCUCAUGCCAAGAGAAUUCUAUGGGUAGGAUUUUGUUCCCUCUUUGCCCAAGCGUGUGAGUCAACAAGGUACAAAGUGUUAUAAAUUCAUUACCACGGGAUUGUCUUACCCCCAAUGAUGUGUUUUUGUGUUUUAAUUCCUGCUUAUCUUGUGAGUACAGAGUGUAUCCUCAUCAGCUGCUAGUUUGCAGUACAGUGUGAGGCUGUUCACUGAGGGCUGAAUCAUGCAGAAGCAUCAUGGGGCACAGUGUUGGAAGGAUGUUGAGGUGGCUCUUCCUCUGAGCAGGACCUCAUGCAGGAUGGAGCUCUCUUGCAAGCAUGGCCCGAGCCCAGAGCCUGAAAAACAGCCAGUGUGUUACACGAGGAGAGGGCUGCAAGGGAGGCAAUGGGCCUUCAGGGCUGUGAUGUACUGGGCAGUGGGCUGUGGGGCCAGCUGUGGAGCUGAGGGACAGCUGUGGAGAUUAAAGGGCACGGAACAGAAUGUUGGACCUUUGGGCAGAGCUGUGCAAAGCAGGGAGGGAUCUUUUCCUGGGGUAAAGCGGCGGUGUUUAAGUGAGCUGGGAGCAGAGCUGCCAGUAAAGAUUUUCAGGCUGAUCUUUCUAAUUUUUCAAGUUUGUUUGGUAAUGAAAGUCACUUGGCACUGCUACUACAGUUGAGUGUUUUCACUUUCUACAUGCCAAGUUAUUGGCAUUUGUAGUUUAAAAAAAAAAAGAAAGAAAAGAUUCUUAGAUUUAGACACAGUUCCUCUAUGACAUAAACUAUUUAAAGCUUUGGUCUGGUAAAUGAGAUUGACUAAAUCCCAUUUGGAUUUCCUUAGCUGCACAGCGAGCUUUGUCCUGCUAUAUUGACCGUAUGCCCGCAAAACUGUAUAUGCCAAUAUAGAAUGCAAUUAAACAGGUGAAACCUUUUUAAGGCUGUUCUGAUGUCAAAGCAGGCCAAACACAUGGCUACGUCCCGCUUUGUCCUGGCUCAUCCCAAACCAGUGAGGGGCUGCCUCAAGCCUGAGGAGCACCACGACCUGAUUCCGUGCCCUGUGCCACCUCUGUGGCUGCUCACUCCAGCUGUGGAUUCUGCUUUCUGGUAAAGCAGGCGCCGGUCCUCAUUUCAUCUUCCUGUAGGGAAGGUGCACAGCAUUCCACUCUCAAACAAACUCAUUGUGACUACCUUAAGUUUUCCCAGAUUUUGUUGCAGCAUUUCUUUGUAUUUUUUAACAAAAGCAAGGCAAUGCAAUUUAUUUAAAUGGAGCAGUGCCUUCAAGUAGAAAAAAAUGGGGGAGGAAGAAGAGUUGAAAAUCAUGAAACCAUUUUAAGAGCUUCGAAGUGAUGGAAAGAGACCGUUCCGAGAGUCAAUAUUUUCUUUCAUGCUGGCAGAUUAGAUGUUAUCCUUUAAGUGACGUCAGUAAACAUUCAGUGCUGGAGAGUCCUCAGGGAGUUUAUACGUCGGCACGAAACCUCCGUUCCAAUGGUUUUCUGUACAGCAUCAUUCUGCCUCCUGCAUCAGCUCUCCUUGUCUGAAGUUGAGCCUCGCAGUUGGAGGAGCUCUGGUUCAGAAAAUAGAUCCCCCAUAUGGGGAUGCUAAAUUACCUUUCCAGAGACGUGUGUGGUGGUAACAAAGCUUUCAGCUCCAGACCUUACAAAGAGAAGUCAUCUCACAGUUUGAAUUGGUAGCAUAAAUUUCAGCUUAAAUCAAAUUUCAUUGUGUUUGGCAAUGCUACAGCUAAAAUCAUUUUAUUGUAUUUCUGCCUCCUGCUUGUGUUAUGUGGAUGUGGUUUGCAUGAAAAAAAAAAAGUGUAUUAAAUCAUGAAAAUCAGAGAUGGUUGGAAAAAAUCCUAAGAAGUCA